This is a messenger RNA of Oxyura jamaicensis (ruddy duck), 2491 nucleotides long. RefSeq names its product zinc finger protein 574 (gene ZNF574). Gene Ontology annotation, cellular component: nucleus. The record is from RefSeq and is a predicted model, not a curated record. The transcript is spliced from 3 exons. The annotation marks the transcript as partial. Gene Ontology annotation, molecular function: RNA polymerase II transcription regulatory region sequence-specific DNA binding; DNA-binding transcription factor activity, RNA polymerase II-specific. NCBI's taxonomy places the organism in Eukaryota, Metazoa, Chordata, Aves, Anseriformes, Anatidae. Gene Ontology annotation, biological process: regulation of transcription by RNA polymerase II.
CCCCCCCCCAGGGCCGCCAUGGCGGAGGCGCCGGCCGAGGCGCUGCUGCUGGUGGAGCACCGCUACGCCUGCGCCGAGUGCGGGCACCUCUCGGCCUCGCUGGAGGACGCCCUCCUGCACCACCAGGCCCACCUCCCCGGCCCCCGCCUGGAGCUCCUGGGGCUCCCGGGGGAGCUGCAGGCGCUGGCGGUGGCCGAGAGCUCCCAGUACCAGUGCCUGGAGUGCGGGCAGCUCCUCCUGUCCCCGGGGCAGCUCCUGGAGCACCAGGAGAUGCACCUCAAGCUCCUGGCGCACGACGGAGACCCCCCGGCCGGCCUCAAGCCCCCUCCCCAGCCCGGGACGGGGGGUCCCAAACCCUCCCCCGGGGGUCCCAAGCCCUCGGCGGGCCGGAUCCACUACGAGUGCCCGGAGUGCGGGGCGCUGUUCGGCAGCCAGGACGUGUGGCUGGCGCACCGGCAGGGCCACCGCGGCGAGGCGCCGGGGCAGGCGCGGGUGGACCUGGAGCACUCCUACCGCAAACCCGAGGAGCUCCCGGGGCUCGGGGGGGUCCCCGCGGCCGGGCUCGGGGUCCCCACGACGGGGCUCGGGGUCCCCGAGGCCGGCGGCGCGGUGCAGCUCCUCCUCUACGAGUGCGGCGAGUGCCUGCAGCUCUUCCAGACCCCCAAGGACUUCGUGGAGCACCAGGCCCUGGCCCACGCCGGCGGGCGCGAGGAAGAGGAGAAGGGGCAAGGCGGCGGGGAUGAAGGGGGGGCGCCCCCCCCGCCGCCGCCGCCCCCCGCCCCGGCCCAGCACCGCUGCGGCGAGUGCCUGCAGCUCUUCCCCUCCCCGCGCCGCCUCCAGCUCCACCUCCGCUGCCACCGCCUGGGCGCCUUCGGCUGCCCGCUGUGCAGCAAGGUGCUGCCGUCGCCCCCCGCCCUGGAGCAGCACCUGGGGGGGCUGCACGGGGGGGAGGCGCGCUUCCUCUGCCUGGACUGCGGGCUGGCCCUGGACACCGAGCCCCUGCUGCUGGCCCACCGCCGCGCCCACGGCGCCAACCCCCUGCACCGCUGCGCCUGCGGCAAGGCCUUCGCCAACAUGACCAAGUUCCUCUACCACCGGCGCACCCACGGCCCCCUCCCGCCCCCCGCCCAGCCGGACGAGGUCCCCGCCGCGCUUCCUCGGGAGGAGGAGGAGGAGGAAGAGGAGGAGGAGGAGGAGGAGAGCCCGGCGGCGGCGGCGUUCCGGUGCUCGGCGUGCGGCAAAGCCUUCGGCAAGGCCCCGCAGCUGGCCCGGCACCAGCGCUUCGUGCACCGCCUGGAGCGCCGGCACGCCUGCCCCACCUGCGGGAAGCUCUUCAAGAAGAAGUCCCACGUCCGCAACCACCUCCUGACCCACACCGGCGAGCGGCCCUUCCCCUGCGGCGACUGCGGCAAGGGCUUCAACUCGCAGGCCAACCUCCUCCGCCACCGCCUCACCCACACGGGCGAGCGCCCCUACGCCUGCGACCUGUGCCCCAAGCGCUUCACCCAGUCCUCCACCCUCCGCCAGCACCUCCUGGUCCACGGCCGCCGCCCGCCCCACAAGUGCCCCGAGUGCGGCGUGCGCUUCCCCCGGCCCUACCGCCUCCUCCUGCACCGCUCCCACCACACCGGCGAGUACCCCUACAAGUGCCCCGAGUGCGGCCGCUCCUUCCUGCUGCGCCGCCUGCUCGACGUCCACCGCCUGGCCCACGCCGGCCGCCAGCCCCACGCCUGCGCCGCCUGCGGGGCCGCCUUCGCCGCCGCCGCCCAGCUGCGCCAGCACCGCUGCGCCGAGGGCGCCGGGCGCCGCUUCGAGUGCGCCACCUGCGGCAAGAAGGCCGGCUCCCUGCCGCGCCUGCGGGCGCACGAGCGGGGCCACGGGGGCGCCCCGGGGGCGGCGGCGGUGACCCCGGUGACCCCGGUGACCUCAGUAACUGCGGUGGCCCCGGUGACCGCGGUGACCCCGGCGCAUGCAGGGGCCACGGUGACGCUGACCCCGCCGCCCCCCCGGCGGGCCAAGUCCUUCGAGUGCGGCGACUGCAAGAAGCUGUUCAGCACCGAGACGUCGCUGCAGGUCCACCGGCGCAUCCACACGGGUGAGCGGCCCUACCCCUGCCCCGACUGCGGCAAGGCGUUCCGGCAGUCCACCCACCUCAAGGACCACCGGCGGCUGCACACGGGCGAGCGGCCGUACCGCUGCGGCGACUGCGGCAAGGCCUUCGCCAUCGCCGUGCGCCUGGCCGAGCACCGCCGCAUCCACACCGGGGAGCGGCCCUACCGCUGCCAGGCCUGCGGCAAGGCUUACCGCUCCUUCUCCAACCUCUGGAAGCACCGCAAGCUGCACCGGGAGCCCCCCGCCGCCCCCCGGGACGGCGCCGCCGCCGGUGAGGUCGCUGUCGCCGGUGAGGUCGCCGCUGAUGUCAUCGUGGCGGCGGCGGCGCCCGAUUUCGGCGGCGCCUUGGCCAUCAUGGAGACCAUCGAGAUCUACCCCG